Paraglomus occultum is the source of this 726-nucleotide messenger RNA. The record is from the annotation of a GenBank genome assembly. Lineage: Eukaryota; Fungi; Glomeromycota; Glomeromycetes; Paraglomerales; Paraglomeraceae.
GCGGCCUUGCGCGCGUACUUUACUAAGAACCCUACCCAGGAGGAGAAAGCGUCUACUAUUCUAUCGACCUGUGAGGACGACGACGCGAGGGAGCUGUGUUAUGAUACUCACCAGACUCAACUUAUAGUUGUUCCAUCUAAGCGGCGUAAGAUUGAAACAGAAAUUGAAGAUGAAAACACCCAAGUAAUCGAACGCUUUGUCACUGAAGCUCUUAAAACAGAUUUGAAUGAACAAGUAAUUGUGCUUCCGCCACUUUUGAAGGACAGCUCUGAGAUAAAAAUCUACAGGCGUGAUUGCUAUGAUCAUAUAAAAGAGUUUAUUCUCAAAUCAUCCCCGUAUAAUCGCUUUUGUAUUACUGGCAACCCUGGAACCGGGAAGACAGUUUUUGGGUUUUUCAUGAUGAGUGUUUUGCUACAGCUACAUUAUCGCUUGCUUGUGGAUGGGGUUCACAAUGCAUAUUUGGUUGGUUUCAACAGGGAGACAGGUGCUGUGGAACUAGAAUGGAUUUUAGACGAUUCCCACUAUGCUUACCGUGCAAAAAAAGACGACGUAUGGUGCAUCAUUGAUAGCAAAAAGCCUAGAAUCGAUCAUGACUUCUCUCUAGGCCGAUUUAUCAUGGUUUCAUCACCAAGGGAGGAAUAUAUCAAGAACUUUAACAAAUACCCUCAUACACUCAAGAUGUAUAUGCCAAUUUGGACUAUAAAUGAAAUAUUAUUCUCAAAUUGA